AUGUUAGACAAGGCGAGGUAUACGGAGAUUUUCUGGAAACAGGUUCCCGUGUUGGAGAAUCUGAUUGAGCAGGGGAUGGCGACGCUGAUGGAAGAUGCAAAGGACCUGAGAAGAAUGGCAGAGGAAGGCCGGAUUGCCAAAGAGAGGUAUGAAUACCUGAGUCAGAGACUCAAGGGCAGGUAUGAAGCCAUGGAGGUCGAGACGGGGAGAUUGAGACAGAUUACCGAGGAGGAAGCCGAUGGGACUGUCAAGGUCGGGGAUGACGAGGAGUGGUAG
Messenger RNA from Sphaerulina musiva SO2202, 276 nucleotides. RefSeq lists its product as uncharacterized. The record is from RefSeq and is a predicted model, not a curated record. The coding region runs from base 1 to 276 and encodes 91 amino acids. Lineage: Eukaryota; Fungi; Ascomycota; Dothideomycetes; Mycosphaerellales; Mycosphaerellaceae. The transcript has a single exon.